AUGGCUACGGACAAUACACAAGGUGAGAAUUUACAUGUCAGCCACGACACCGAACAGCAGGUGACUCCACACCAUGAAGAGCGUCCAGGCUGCAGCACAGGUACGAAUACCAUACAGGAACCGGUGACUGAACAAGAUGACUUUCAGCAUGGCACUGAUGGAGCGGGAGUUGUGAAGACAGAGUAUGUUGACGUCACUGAAGAAUCGGAAGCUAAUCAAAUAAUAUGCUGUGAUGAAGGAAAUAAUCUCUUGAAGUCAUAUGAGGAUAAUGAAAUAAAGAGUGAGUCUGUUAUAGGACCCACAGUUGCACAAGGAGUGACCAUCUUCGGAACUACUGAACAUUCAAAACCUGGUUCUGAACGAGUUCUUAAUAAUGAGGAUAAAGAGCAUAACGUCUUAAAACCUGAGCACCAGAAAAGAAGAAUAUCAUGUGAUAAAGUUCAUUCAUGUGAGGUAUGCAGUAAGACAUUCGAGACCUACAAUACACUGAAAUACCAUAUGACAGUCCAUACUGAACAGGAAAUAUUUUUGUCUAAUAAAAAGCGAUACACUUGUGAUGUAUGUAGUAAAUGUUUUAAACAAAAAUCAAAAUUGCAAAGGCAUUUGUUGAUACAUACUAGUGAUAAGCCACAUAGUUGUGAUAUAUGUAGUAAAUGUUUUAAGGAAAAAUCAAAAUUGAAAAGGCAUUUGUCGAUACAUACUGGUGAGAAACCAUAUAGUUGUGAUGUAUGUAGUAAAUGUUUUAACCAAAACUCAAUAUUGCAACGGCAUUUGAUGAUACACACUGGUGAGAAGCCAUAUAGUUGUGAUGUAUGUAGUAAAUGUUUUAAGGAAAAAUCAAAAUUGAAAAGGCAUUUGUCGAUACAUACUGGUGAGAAACCAUAUAGUUGUAAUGAAUGUAGUCAAUGUUUUAACCAAAACUCAACAUUGCAACGGCAUUUGAUGAUACACAUUGGUGAUAAGCCACACAAUUGUAAUAUUUGUAAUAAAUGUUUUAACCGAAAAUCAUCAUUGCAACGGCAUCUGUCAAUACAUACAAGUGAGAAGUAUACAUAUAGUUGUAAGUAGUAUACGUGUUACCAGAAAAUCAACAUUGAAACAGCAUUUGCUGAUACAUAAUGGUGAGAAGCCACACAGUUGUGAUGUAUGUAAUAAAUGUUUUUCAAAUAAAGGAAGCUUAAACCGCCAUUAUUUGAUAC
Messenger RNA from Galleria mellonella (greater wax moth), 1199 nucleotides. RefSeq names its product zinc finger protein 3 homolog. Lineage: Eukaryota; Metazoa; Arthropoda; Insecta; Lepidoptera; Pyralidae. Gene Ontology annotation, molecular function: RNA polymerase II cis-regulatory region sequence-specific DNA binding; DNA-binding transcription factor activity. The coding region runs from base 1 to 1068 and encodes 355 amino acids. Gene Ontology annotation, biological process: regulation of transcription by RNA polymerase II. The transcript has a single exon. The record is from RefSeq and is a predicted model, not a curated record.